Molecule: messenger RNA, 2332 nt
Organism: Cynoglossus semilaevis (tongue sole)
Lineage: Eukaryota; Metazoa; Chordata; Actinopteri; Pleuronectiformes; Cynoglossidae
Gene: alg9
Product: ALG9 alpha-1,2-mannosyltransferase
Biological process (GO): protein N-linked glycosylation
Cellular component (GO): endoplasmic reticulum membrane
Molecular function (GO): alpha-1,2-mannosyltransferase activity
Source: RefSeq, a predicted model, not a curated record
AAAGGGCGGUUGUAGCUAGUCAUCUAAAGUGACAUGUAAUAUGACAAUAAUGUAAUAGGUGAUAUUGUGUUUAUUACCAUCAACAUUAUGUCUAAAAAAAGAGGAAGCAGGGUAAGAAGGAAAGGUCGACACUCAAUAUGCUUUCAUCGGUCUCCGAACAACUACGGAAAGAAACGAAGUUUGACUCGGGAGCACUGUCCUCAGGAAACAUGGCGGCCAAAGCGCUUCGGCAGCGCAGCAGGCGAGGCAGCAAACAGAAUGAUGCGAAUAACGUGAACGUCUCCACCGAUGCUCGAACACAAAAGGAGGAGAAAGGAGGGGAGGACAGUAAAACCACAGAGAUCCGACAAGAGUCAGUAGGUCGUGGGGGUCAGGUCUGGGCUCCAGAGGGCUCCACAGCAUUUAAAUGCCUCCUCUCUGCACGUUUCUGUGCAGCUUUGCUCAGCAACAUCUCAGACUGCGACGAGACCUUCAACUACUGGGAGCCUAUGCACUACCUGUUGUACGGCACAGGGAUGCAAACAUGGGAAUAUUCUCCCUUGUACGCCAUCAGGUCUUAUGCUUACCUGUGGUUGCUUCCUGCGUAUCUACACGCCCACGUUCUCCAGACCAACAAAGUGCUGGUCUUCUACUUUGUGCGAUGCGUCCUGGCGUUCUCCUGCUGUGUUUGUGAACUAUAUUUUUACAAGGCUGUUUGUAAAAAGUUUGGCUUGCACGUCGGACGCCUGAUGUUGGCCUUCCUUGUUCUGGGCACAGGAAUGUUCUGCUCAGCUGCAGCUUUCCUGCCAUCGUCUUUCUGUAUGUAUACAACCCUGAUUGCGAUGACGGGGUGGUUUCAGGACUCACCUCCUUUAGCUAUUUUUGGAGUCGCUGCUGGUGCCAUCGUUGGAUGGCCCUUCUCAGCUCUGAUUGGAAUCCCAAUCGCAUUUGAUCUGCUGUUGUUGAAGAGGCAGUGGAAGAGUUUUAUCAUGUGGUCCAUUCUGGCUCUGCUCCUGCUGCUGCUCCCCCUGAUGGCAGUCGACUCUUUGUUUUAUGGAAAACUGGUCAUCGCUCCACUCAAUAUCCUGUUGUAUAACGUCUUCACACCACAUGGACCGGACCUUUAUGGCACAGAGCCGUGGCAUUUCUACUUUCUGAACGGGAUUCUGAACUUCAAUCUGGUUUUUGCUCUGGCACUGUUUGCACUUCCACUUACUGCCCUCAUGGAGACGCUGUUACACAGGUUUAAUGUGCAGAAUCUGGGCCGUCCUUACUGGCUGACUCUGUCUCCCAUGUAUCUGUGGAUGUUGGUUUUCUUCACCAGACCACAUAAAGAAGAACGUUUCCUCUUUCCCAUCUACCCUCUCAUCUGCCUCAGUGGAGCAGUUGCCCUCUCUUCCCUCCAGAAAUGCUACCACUUCCUGUUCCAGCGAUAUCGACUGGAACAUUACACUGUUUCCUCAAACUGGUUGGCUCUAAGUGCAGUUGUGGUCUUUGCAGUGUUGUCCCUGUCUCGCUCUGUCGCCCUCUUCAGGGGUUACCACGCUCCUCUGGAUCUAUAUCCAGAGUUUCACCGCAUUGCCAAAGAUCCAACUCUUCACUCGGUCCCUGAAGGCCGACCAGUCAAUGUAUGUGUGGGAAAAGAGUGGUAUCGCUUCCCGAGCAGCUUCCUGCUGCCAAACAAUUGGCAGCUGCAUUUCAUCCAGUCUGAGUUUAGAGGGCAGCUGCCGCAACCCUACGCCUCUGGUGCUCUGGCCACACGGAUGAUCCCUGAACACAUGAACGACCAGAACCUGGAGGAGCCGACCAGAUACGUGGAUUUGCGACACUGCCACUAUUUAGUCGACCUGGACACGGAGGAAGAGACUCCGCUUGAGCCGCGUUAUUCAUCGAACAAAGAGGAGUGGAGCAUCAUUGCCUUUAAGCCUUUUCUUCAAACGUCAAGGUCUUCUCCUCUCUUCAGGGCAUUCUACGUUCCACUUAUAUCUGACCAUCACACCACCUACAGGCGCUACGUUAUCUUGAAACCUCGGCGGCAGAAGCAGCCACGUAAGCGUGCCCAUGGCUGAACUUUGCCCCUCAGGCUGGUGCAAAAAUGCAAGUGGAAAAAAACAUUGCAGAAUCCUGACAUGAGAACUCGAUCUCCUGCUGUCAGUGUUUGUGUGACUGUUGGACGUGUGUGCAUGCUGACGUUGUUGAAGUAUUCAUCUCAUGAAUCAUGUAAAGAUUUCAGACCCUUUAAGGAUGUGAAGUGAGAGGUAAAGAAUGUGUGUGUGUGUGGAGAGAAAGUAUGUGUGUGUGUGCAGAGUGCAGGAUUUAACGUUUACGUGAAUAUGGACAGGCUUUUUUCGUA